This is a messenger RNA of Physella acuta, 8928 nucleotides long. RefSeq lists its product as uncharacterized. Gene Ontology annotation, biological process: cell-matrix adhesion. Lineage: Eukaryota; Metazoa; Mollusca; Gastropoda; Physidae. The record is from RefSeq and is a predicted model, not a curated record. Gene Ontology annotation, molecular function: calcium ion binding.
AUGGAGGACCUCCUGUUGGGAGUGAAGUGGGCCUGGACCAUCUUGCUGAUCGUUAUGUGCCAGUGUGACCAUGGGAUGGCUGCUUUUACUGAUUGUGGAGGUCAACUGACUGACCAGGCUGGAGCAAUCCUGUCUCCAAACUUCCCAGAGUCAUAUCCUGACGAUGCCACAUGUGCUUGGACCAUAACUGUUUCUGUCUCUCAAGUAAUAGACUUCAGGUUUCAACGGCUUGAUCUUGAAAGACGUUACGACCAGAAUUGCAUUGAUUACGUAAGACUUUAUGACGGUCCGGACUCUAGUUCCAAUUUGAUUGGCAUAUACUGUGGUUACCGAGACGACGCAAACACGGCCAACAUUAUUGUGAGGACUACGGGCUACCAGUUGUAUGUGGAGAUGAUAACAGAUUCGUCUGGGGCAAGGCCAGGAUUUAGUGCCUCGUAUUGGGCUCAUGAGUGUCCACAAUUUUACUACGGACGUGAUUACUGCGAGUCGCCAUGCGUGUGUGAGCAAGAAAGCACCCAGUACUGCAACAGUCAAAACGGUUAUUGCUACUGUAAAUCUGGAUGGUCUGGUUACGACUGUUCCAUUGACACUAACGAGUGUAUAGACCCCAACAUAUGUGAAGAUAUCUAUUCCGUGUGCAGCAACACAAAGGCUGGCUACGAUUGUUUGUGUAAACCUGGGCUAGAGAAGAACAUCAGCACGGGAUCAUGUUACGCAGCUGUAAACGAAUGUACUACAAAGAACUGUUCCCAUUAUUGUGGUGUGAUAUCAAGAGACCCAUGGACUGAAGUUUGCAGCUGCCCUAAGGGGAUGAUGUUAAAUUCUGCUGAUCAACAGACAUGUAUAGAAUGUAAUGACUGGACCUAUGGAGACAACUGUGCUUACGCCUGUAAUUGCUACCAUGACCACACUAAGUCCUGUAACAAAGAGAACGGACUCUGCACCUGUAAGCUGGAAUGGACAUCAUCAAACUGCGGCGAAGAUGUCAACGAGUGUAAUCUUGAGAAGCUGCCUUGCACAAGAGAACAUGAUAACGCUGUCUGUUACAAUACUAGGGGUUCUUUUGAUUGCCGGUGUAUUAAAGAUUUUGAGGUGUUCAACGAAACGUAUUGCAAUGAAUGUGGUAAAACAUUGACAGAAACAUCAGGAAUAAUAAAAUCUAGAGUCUACUCACCUGACUAUUUUGGAGUAGAGAGUCAGUUGUGUAACUGGACGAUAAAGGCUCCGCUUGGUCAGGUCGUUACUUUACAACUACAUUUCAUAUACCAAUACUACUACGAUUCUCUUUACGUAUAUGAUGGAGACAAUACCAAUGUAACUGUUUUAGCUGCAUUACGUUAUCGAGAUUACUAUUACUACUCUUACACUGAACUGAUCCGAUCUUCUGGCAAUGCAAUGUUGAUAAUAAGAAAUGCAAGAGACUAUACCUAUAAUUCCGCUGGUUUCACAGCUUCUUAUUGGAUACAUGAGUGCCAGCAUUGGUUUCACGAUGCCAAUUGUUCGACUCCCUGCUCAUGUAAUAUCGACAAUACUGAGCGAUGUAUUAGCACCACUGGUGAGUGUGUUUGUAAACAAGGCUGGACAUCAUCAGACUGCUCAGUGGACAUCAAUGAAUGUGAACAGAACCCCGUUAUAUGUCCAGACUACUCUAAUUGUAACAAUCUUAAUGGCAGCUACGAAUGUUUAUGCAAAGAAGGGCUUGUGAAAUCACCUGACAACUCGCAGUGCAUCGUAAGUCCAGGCGCUGAAUGUCCUACACCUGGGGUUAGAAACUGCUCACAUGUCUGUGUUAACAUAACACCACAAGGUCAAAGUUCACCAGAAGAGAGAUGCUAUUGUCCUAUUGGCAUGGAACUACUUGAAGAUCAAUGUAUUGACUGUAGAAAUCUUACCUAUGGACCCGACUGUUCACGUGCUUGUCCUUGUGUCCGAGACAACACACUCACCUGUAAUACAAAGUUUGGCACUUGUAACUGCAUGUCAAAUUUUACUGGGUAUAACUGUGCUUACGACUACGAUGAAUGUAGCUAUGGACCAUACAAUUGCCGCGAAAACAGCCUUUGUCAAAACACGUAUGGAGGGUUUUCAGGGUUUUACAUUGAAUCUGAUUACAAAUGCUCAUCAUCUUACCUAGAAGCAUAUGAUGGGAUCAGCCCCGCUGGAAGAUUUAUUGGUCGUUAUUGUGCUUAUGGAAUGCCAAUUUGCCGAAGCUUCACCUAUGGCCUGACAUCAUGUGACACCAACUGUAAAUGUGUGAAAGACAACACCCAGUUCUGUGACAACACCAAUGGCGAGUGUAUCUGUAAGCCUGGCUGGACCACGGGAGAUUGUUCUGUAGACGUAAAUGAAUGUCUGGCAACAAACAAAAAAGUCUGCCCAGAAAACUCCUUCUGCUUAAACUCUCCUGGCAGUUACACAUGCACAUGCCGACCAGGUUAUGUGAUGAAUGCAACAACAGCAACGUGUGAUGUAAGCACAGAGUGCACAAUAUUAAAAUGUUCGCACGCUUGUACGAUCGUGGGUAUUGGCGAAGAACAAUGUGUAUGUCCAUAUGAUCUCGUGCUUGACAAAGACACACAAUUGAACUGUGUUGUGCCGUACUACAGCUAUGGAGAAAUUGCAAAUGACCUUAAGCUUGCUGACAACAUCUUGACUGCAUCAACCUACUUAAGCAGCAAACCAAUCAAAUUUCUAUCUGGGGCUGUCUUUAGCACAACACUACAGCCAGAAGCUUAUGUGAUGUCUAAUGGAGUAUUUGGCUUUGGCACCCAGCCCAUUACACUAAGUGGCUCCCCUGAUUUGAGUUUAGCCAGUCAAAAAGGACUUAACAUUAUAGCUGCCUACUGGGCUGACAUUGAUCCAACUAUUGGCAAUGUCUACUACCACCUGUAUGAAAGAUGCGGCCAUGUUUUUUCUGAUGCAAAUGACGCGGAGUCCCCAGCCCUAGUACAAGUGAUGAUGAGAGCCAGCAAGGAUGUACAGAAAUAUUUCUCACUCUCUGGUUUUGAAGUUAAUAAAGCCCUAGUUGUCACGUGGGAAAAUGUUCAACCUUUUGCUCCAUCUAAAGAAUAUAAAGAGCUUAACACAAUACAGGCUAUUUAUGUAAGUGGCUGGGAAACAGAUGUCAUAAAUGGAAGGAUAACAAUGCAAGAUAAAGAGACAGCAUAUGUCAUCUUUAUUUACCAACAAGGACAAAUGUCAUGGCGCUAUGUUCCAGAGAGACCUAUAGUCAUUGGGACAACAGGAAGCAACAACCAGAAUUUUGUACCUGAUUUGAAUUCCCCACUUUUAGUCAAUCUACCAACACUCCCUGGAAACAAAGGAUAUACUGGAGUCACAGCUUAUGAGGUUGGCCAAGUUUCAAAUUAUGAUACAAGAUGCUACCAGUACAUCUGCAGCAACACAUACCUGCUUGAUGAUCCAGUGUUCAAAUAUGAUAAGCAACAAUUGUACAAGUGCCCAUGUACCCUGGAGAGGCUGGGACGUCAAUGGCAGCUGUACGAGAAACGUGGAGUGAAACAAGACAUUUACUGCUACGCCAUCAGCAAUGUUGCUAAGAGAAGGAUGUUACAGGGAAAUAAAAGGAAUAUGCUCUGCUGCUACCGCUGGACCAAACCAAACAAUGAUGACUGGAGAGACUGGCUACAAACCUGGAGAGAAGCCACCUAUCUCCCAGCAUCCUCUGAAUCAGGUCACCUACUUAUCAAAGACCCCUGGUCAAUAGGCAACUUUGAUCUGUUUCAAGCACAGGAAAAUAUGCAGGCACAUCAGUGGUGCUGUAAGGAUGCCAGCCAAGCAAAGUACUGUGACUGGUUUUUUAAGGUCUUCUCUGACAAAGGAUGCUCAAACUUUGUGGUGUUUGUUCCAGCUUCAGCACUGGGAGACCCUACAAUAACAACACUAGAUGGCGUAAAUUAUGCCAUGAAUGGUUGGGGCGAGUAUUGUAUGAUGGAAAUUGACAGUGAAAACUUUACCAUUCAGACAAGAACAGGAAGAGCAGUAACAGUGAAUGGAACUCUAUCAAGUGCCACUGUCUUUAUAGGAUUUGCUGUCAAGGAAUCAAAUCAAACUACAUUCCAGGUUCUGCUUUCAUCAUCUAACACAACAAUGCUGCUUACAUCAUAUGGUGUGGACAUCACAAAUGAUUUUUAUAAAGAUUUAGACUCAGAGAUCAUUGUUGCAACAGAUUCUAUUCAAAUCACUAGGGAAUACAAGAAUAACAGAACCAUCGCUAUUGCGACCUUUACCUGUGGGGUGACAAUUCAUGUUCAUGUUGCUGUAAGAUGUCUUGAGAUUAUGUUUGAAGUUCCUAAAGAUCUUCAGGGUAAGACCAGAGGCCUUCUGGGAAAUUUCAAUGGUAACACAACAGAUGAGUUCAUUACUCCUGAUGGCCAGGUGCUUUCUGCAAACUUGACUGAAAGGGAGAUUUUUCAGCAGUUUUCUCAAAAAUGGGCAGUAAAUGCAAGUACAUCAAUAUUCUUGUAUGGACCAGGAGAAAAAGCAGAAGAUUUCCAGCACCCAGAGUUUACUCCCAUGUUUAAAGAUGAAGCUAAGCCUGAAGAUGUGGCAAAAGCUGUUGAAAUUUGUGGAGAUAAAAAUGAUGCUUGUAUUUUUGAUUUCCUUGCCACUGGUGACCAGGCAUUUGCAGAGAAUACAAAAUCUUUUAGUGAACAGAUGGCUGAGACAACAAACAUUUUAGCUAACAAUCCACCCAGCCUGACAGUAAAGAAUGAUAGUCUAAACUCCAAUGGCCGCUGGCUGGUUAAACAUGGAACUCUGUCUAACUUACAACUCAUUGCUGAAGAUGAGGACCAUGAUGCAAUAACAUUUGAAAUCCUAGGCAAUGUCACUAAUGUAACCAUUGAUAAUACAGGAUUAAUAACUUACACUCCUAAUGUUAACAGUCCUGUUUUCAUCCAAAUCAGAGCAAAGGACUCAAAGGGUGCUGUCUCUCCAUCUAUUUACAUCCCAAUAACUGUUUGCCCACUCUGUAGCGGACAUGGUGUCUGUGAUCCAAAUACUCCAAGACAACAGGAGUUUCUGAAUGGUCAAUUCCAAAUAUUAAUCUGUGCAUGUUUUCCUGCUUAUAAAGGUCAAGAGUGUGACUCAGAGCUGGAUGGCUGUGCUGCAGAGCCAUGUUCCAAGGGACAGAACUGUACAGAUCUCACUGCUGCCCAACAGGGAAACAAUUCUAUUGGAUAUGCUUGUGGCCCUUGCCCUAAUGGAUUUUUUGAUUGGAAAGGAAAGUGUGUUGAUAUUGAUGAGUGCAAUGUGAGCAGCCCAUGUAGCCAGGUGUGUUCCAACACUGAAGGCUCAUUUGUUUGUAGUUGCCAGUCUGGCUACAGGCUGGACACAGUUGAAAAGAAAACUUGUUUAGAAAUUAAUGAGUGUGAGGAAAGAACUUCCAAGUGUCAACAAAAAUGCACAAAUACAAGGGGAAAUUACUCUUGUUCAUGUCAGACUGGGUACAUACUUGAUGAUAAUGGAUAUACAUGCACUAUAGACUCCAGCAUACGAGAGCAAUGCUACCAAUGUCAACAGGUUUGUAGUGUGACAAAUAACCAAGUGAACUGCAGCUGUAGACUUGGAUAUGAGGUUGAUCCAAGUGACAACACAAACUGUAUAGAUAUAAAUGAGUGUGAGUAUGGCAACAAGCCAUGCAGUCAAAGCUGUAUCAACCAGCUGGGGACAUACCAAUGUUCAUGUUACACUGGCUUCAAACUUGGGCCUGAUGGAGUCUCUUGUGCAGCCUGUGAAAAACCUUACUAUGGUGAAAACUGUGAGAACAUCUGCCAGUGCAGCAGUCAUGGGUCAUGUGACACAGUUAGAGGGUGUGUGUGUGACAAGAGCUGGACAGGGGACAACUGUGAGCUGGACGUUGAUGAAUGUGCCCAGCCCAACUCAUGUCCUGAAGGUUUUGUCUGUAAGAACAAGAUUGGGUCAUUCUCCUGUGUGUGUUCAGAUGGGUACAAACUGGACAAUGGAGCUUGCUUAGACAUUAAUGAGUGCACAGAUAUUUAUUCUAACACAACCUGUGACAGACUUGUAGAAGUUUGUAUCAACACAAUCGGAAGCUACAGCUGCUCGUGCAAGAAAGGAUAUGCCAGAAAUGCUCAGUCUGUUUGUGAAGAUAUAAAUGAAUGUGAAAAGAAAGUAGAUAAAUGUGAACAAAUCUGUGACAACAAGCCUGGCUCCUACAACUGUUUGUGUCAACAAGGUUUUUAUCUCUCUGAUGACAGGUGGACCUGUGUCAAAGUGAAAGACCCUUGUGUUGGUCAAACUCUCAACUGCAGCUAUGGGUGUGGUGUUGAUGCUGAGAGUACGCCCUCUUGCUACUGUGCAAGAGGCUAUCAACUAAAAGGCACAGAGCUCUGUGAAGAUGUCAAUGAGUGCCUGACAGACAGUGACAACAAAUGUGCUAACAAAACAAGCUGUGUCAACACUGAUGGCAGCUACACAUGUUCAUGUGAAGCAGGGACAAAGCUGGACAAUGAUGGCCGCUCUUGUAUUGGAUGUAGUGGUGAGACAUGGGGCAUACAGUGUAACAAGUCAUGUAGCUGUGGGUCAGGGGCAGAUUACUGUGAUCUAAAAACUGGUUGUGUUUGCAAGUCAGGAUACACUGGAACACUGUGUAAUAUUGACAUUGAUGAAUGUACAACUGGAGCACAGAAAUGUGGCACCAAUGAAAAAUGUGUCAAUUUACCUGGAUCUGCUACCUGCCAAUGUCUGGCUGGUUAUGUAAGGGAGAACGGAGCUUGUGCGGAUUUGAAUGAAUGCUCCAGUCCAACAACCAACAACUGCCCUCAGUUGUGCAACAAUUUUGUUGGAGGUUACAGCUGUGCUUGUUUCCAUGGAUAUUUCUACAACUCAACAACCAACAUUUGUUCAGAUAUAAAUGAGUGCCAACAAGACAACACCAGAUGUGAACAGUUGUGUAUCAACACAGAAGGAAGCUACAGGUGUUCUUGUACAUCUGGGCUGUUGCUUCAACCUGAUGGUCUUACUUGUAGAGCCACAAUACCAUGUACCACCAAAACCACAUGUAGCUACCAGUGUGCUACCAUCAAUGAUACAGAAACGUGCCUGUGCUCAAAAGGAACAACUUUAGCAGCUGAUGGUCUAAAUUGUGAUGACGUGGAUCUUUGUGCAAAAUCAACCUGCAAACAUGGCUGUGUAGAAACUCUGCAAAACACAAGCACAGAGUGUGUGUGUCCUGUAGGACAAACACUGAGUAAUGAUGGCAUCACAUGUGAAGACUGUAUUGAAGGCAGCUGGGGUGCUGGAUGUAACAACACAUGCAGCUGUCAGAUGCUGAACACAGACCACUGUGACCAAGUUACUGGUUCAUGUCAGUGUAAGAUUGGAUGGCGUGGUGCCAUGUGUGAAGAUGUUGUCAUCGACUGUAGAGUGAACAAUUGUUCAUCGAAUUUACAGUGUAAGAGUUCAAGCACUGGGUAUGUCUGUAUGUGUCGUGAAGGAUUUACAACAACAAGAGAUACAUGUGCAGCUUGUGAGGAAGGCUACUGGGGCACUGAAUGUAACAACACCUGCAGCUGUUCUGUGUUUGGGACAUCAACAUGUGAUAAAGUCUCUGGUACAUGCCAGUGUAAAAGUGGAUGGAGUGGAACUAAUUGUGACAAAGAUGUUGAUGAAUGUCUCCAGAACACAACCAUAUGUCCAUCCCAUUCUAAUUGCAACAAUACUGAUGGGUCUUUUGUUUGUCUGUGUGAUGAUGGAUAUUUUAACUCAAGCAACUCAUGUGAAGCUUGUGCAGAGGGCAGCUGGGGCACUGAGUGUAGCAACAACUGCAGCUGUUCUGUGUUGGGGACAUCAACAUGUGAUAAAGUCUCUGGUACAUGCCAGUGUAAAAGUGGAUGGAGUGGAACUAAUUGUGACAAAGAUGUUGAUGAAUGUCUCCAGAAUACAAAUAUAUGUCCAUCCAAUACUCAUUGUAACAAUACUAUUGGGGGAUUUGAUUGUCCCUGUAAUGAUGGCUAUUUGAAUUCAAACAACACAUGUGAAGAUAUUGAUGAGUGUGCUCUCACAACACCAGUCUGUGAACAGACAUGCACCAACACUAUUGGUGGUGUAAAUUGUUCAUGUAAAGAUGGCUUUGCUGUUAGCCCUACAAAUUCAUCAAAGUGUCAUGAAACCUCAAAACACAACAUGACAAUCACAUUCAACUUGGAUGUUUCAAAACUAAACCUAGAAGACAAAAACAGUGAUGACUACAAGAAAACAAAAGAUGAAGUUGAAUCUCAAAUGUACAAGAAAUUGAAAGCUACAGGAGUGGCUGUAACUAAAGUUUCUGUUCAAGGCCUCAAGAAAGGUAGUCUUAUAGCAGACAUUCUUGUGCUGAUUGAUAGCAUUAUAGAGAGCAGCCCAGACAAAUCACUGACUUCAGCUUUACAGGUGAUCAUGACUCAAGGAGUUACUAUAAAUAAUAUCCUCUCAACAGUUAUAAAUCUGUAUGUUGGUGACAAAGCAGUCUAUGCUUCAACUUGUGAAGUGAGACAACAAACCAACCCAUGUAGAAAUAAUGAGGCUUGUAUUGUGGAGAAUGGUGCAACAGUUUGCAGGGUAAUUGCUGAUGAUAACAUGGAUCUUAAACUUGGGCUUGGUAUAGGAUUGACUCUUGCUGUAUUAGCCUGUGUUGGCAUUGGUGCAGCUGUCUACGUUUGCAAGAAAACUUCAGCAAGACACACGAUUUUCCCAUAAAAUAACUCAAUAUGUUUACUAAAAAUCCACCAAUAUGCCUAUGUGUUUUAAUAUUAUGUUCACAAGAUUUUCCUAGGGUUAAGUUUGGAAUGCUGUUUUUAGUAUAACUACUUUAUAUAAUAAUCAUCUUACAGUUCAUUAAAAAAAACAAGUUACAGAUAUUGGAAUUAUUUGUUAAUAAUUUUAAAAUUAUACCAAAAAUAAUAA